Messenger RNA from Salvelinus namaycush (lake trout), 1917 nucleotides. Its product is annotated as golgin subfamily A member 6-like protein 22. The record is from RefSeq and is a predicted model, not a curated record. NCBI's taxonomy places the organism in Eukaryota, Metazoa, Chordata, Actinopteri, Salmoniformes, Salmonidae. The transcript has a single exon. The coding region runs from base 1 to 1917 and encodes 638 amino acids.
AUGUGGUCUCAGAUUACUGUAGAUAACCAGCAGGAGUACAACAUGUGGUCUCAGAUUACUGUAGAUAACCAGCAGGAGUACAACAUGUGGUCUCAGAUUACUGUAGAUAACCAGCAGGAGUACAACAUGUGGUCUCAGAUUACUGUAGAUAACCAGCAGGAGUACAACAUGAGGUCUCAGAUUACUGUAGAUAACCAGCAGGAGUACAACAUGUGGUCUCAGAUUACUGUAGAUAACCAGCAGGAGUACAACAUGUGGUCUCAGAUUACUGUAGAUAACCAGCAGGAGUACAACAUGUGGUCUCAGAUUACUGUAGAUAACCAGCAGGAGUACAACAUGUGGUCUCAGAUUACUGUAGAUAACCAGCAGGAGUACAACAUGUGGUCUCAGAUUACUGUAGAUAACCAGCAGGAGUACAACAUGUGGUCUCAGAUUACUGUAGAUAACCAGCAGGAGUACAACAUGAGGUCUCAGAUUACUGUAGAUAACCAGCAGGAGUACAACAUGUGGUCUCAGAUUACUGUAGAUAACCAGCAGGAGUACAACAUGUGGUCUCAGAUUACUGUAGAUAACCAGCAGGAGUACAACAUGUGGUCUCAGAUUACUGUAGAUAACCAGCAGGAGUACAACAUGUGGUCUCAGAUUACUGUAGAUAACCAGCAGGAGUACAACAUGUGGUCUCAGAUUACUGUAGAUAACCAGCAGGAGUACAACAUGUGGUCUCAGAUUACUGUAGAUAACCAGCAGGAGUACAACAUGUGGUCUCAGAUUACUGUAGAUAACCAGCAGGAGUACAACAUGUGGUCUCAGAUUACUGUAGAUAACCAGCAGGAGUACAACAUGUGGUCUCAGAUUACUGUAGAUAACCAGCAUGAGUACAACAUGAGGUCUCAGAUUACUGUAGAUAACCAGCAGGAGUACAACAUGUGGUCUCAGAUUACUGUAGAUAACCAGCAGGAGUACAACAUGUGGUCUCAGAUUACUGUAGAUAACCAGCAGGAGUACAACAUGUGGUCUCAGAUUACUGUAGAUAACCAGCAGGAGUACAACAUGAGGUCUCAGAUUACUGUAGAUAACCAGCAGGAGUACAACAUGUGGUCUCAGAUUACUGUAGAUAACCAGCAGGAGUACAACAUGUGGUCUCAGAUUACUGUAGAUAACCAGCAGGAGUACAACAUGUGGUCUCAGAUUACUGUAGAUAACCAGCAGGAGUACAACAUGUGGUCUCAGAUUACUGUAGAUAACCAGCAGGAGUACAACAUGUGGUCUCAGAUUACUGUAGAUAACCAGCAGGAGUACAACAUGUGGUCUCAGAUUACUGUAGAUAACCAGCAGGAGUACAACAUGUGGUCUCAGAUUACUGUAGAUAACCAGCAGGAGUACAACAUGUGGUCUCAGAUUACUGUAGAUAACCAGCAGGAGUACAACAUGUGGUCUCAGAUUACUUUAGAUAACCAGCAGGAGUACAACAUGUGGUCUCAGAUUACUGUAGAUAACCAGCAGGAGUACAACAUGUGGUCUCAGAUUACUGUAGAUAACCAGCAGGAGUACAACAUGAGGUCUCAGAUUACUGUAGAUAACCAGCAGGAGUACAACAUGUGGUCUCAGAUUACUGUAGAUAACCAGCAGGAGUACAACAUGUGGUCUCAGAUUACUGUAGAUAACCAGCAGGAGUACAACAUGAGGUCUCAGAUUACUGUAGAUAACCAGCAGGAGUACAACAUGUGGUCUCAGAUUACUGUAGAUAACCAGCAGGAGUACAACAUGUGGUCUCAGAUUACUGUAGAUAACCAGCAGGAGUACAACAUGAGGUCUCAGAUUACUGUAGAUAACCAGCAGGAGUACAACAUGUGGUCUCAGAUUACUGUAGAUAACCCGGCAGGAGUACAACAUGUGGUCUCAGAUUACUGUAGAUAA